This is a messenger RNA of Symbiodinium sp. CCMP2592, 2778 nucleotides long. Lineage: Eukaryota; Dinophyceae; Suessiales; Symbiodiniaceae. The record is from the annotation of a GenBank genome assembly.
AUGGUUGCUACGCUGCUAGCCUCCUCUCCGGGGCCUGUUUUGGCCGAGGAUGCUGGCCUCAAGACGCUGGAGAAGGAGAUCGCGGCACGUGAUGCUGGCAUCGUUCGCCUUCAGGCAGAGAAGAAAAAACCCAAACUGAAGCUGAACGAGGUGGAGAAGCUUGAGAAAGAGGAGCUUCAGACCGCACGCGCCACCGAGCAGUUGAAGGAGAAGAGGAUCAUUGAGGAAGAAAGAAAGGCGAAGCAGCAAGCAUUGGAAGCAGAGAAGCGCGAGAAGGCCCAAAUUGAGAAGCAGGAGAAGGAAGCCAAGGCCAAGAUUGACAAGGAGUACGAGGCCGAGAAGCAGAAGAUUGACCGUGAGGAAAAGAAGGCGAUCGACGAAGCCAGGCGCAUUGAGAAAGAUGAGAAGAAGGCGGCGCGUGCCCUCGAGAAGCAAGCCUUGUCGAAGGCCAAAGCAGACAGCGAUCGCCUCGCUGCGGAGGAGAAGAGCGAAGCAGCCUUCAAUGCAGCGACUGAGAAGGCAGAGGCCGCCAUUUUGGCCGCUGAGCAGAAGUCCGAGGAGGCGUUAAAGGCAGCCUUGGAGAAAGCGGAGAAGGCCCGAGUGGAGGUCGUCGAGAAAAGCGAGCUUCUGGAGAAGGCGGCUGCCGAGCGAUCCGAGUUCGCCAUCGACCAGGCCACGGAAACCGCUGAGAAGGCAGAGAAGGAUGCCGUCUUUGAGGAGGAGAAAGUGGAGCAGGAGGUCGUUGAGGCCGUGGACGCCAUCGAAAAAGAGGAGCUCAUCGAGGAGAACGCCUUGCUCGAGACUCUCAAGAACACGCUCUCGAGCGCCUGGCAGGUUGCCGCUCCGCUCGUGAUCCCCGGGGUCUUCCUCGCCCUCUACGCUGUGAUCGCCAGCUUUUUCAGCAAGCCGCCGGAGCCUUGCCUCGGCACCGAGAGCGAGGACGUCCGGCAGGUUAUGGGCCGCACAGAGCGUCCAAAGAAGGCCAAGGCAACCCUUGACCCUUGGACUGACGGGGGCAAGAUGGCAGUGGGUGCCAGUGCAGCAGGAGCUGUCUUGGCGAUGAUGUCUUCGUCUCCCACUCUUGGCUUUGUGUCGCCUUCUGCUUCCGCACCAAGCCUUCGAAGCUCCCUCGCUGCGCAGACCACGCAGUCCGGCCUGUCAGGCCUGCAGGCGGUGCAGCCUAGGAAGCCUGCCGUGCAGGGCUACAGUGCUCUCUCGAGCCAGGGAGCUCUUGUUCUUGGGGCAGCCUUGGGCGUUGCUGGUGGCAUGCACCAGCGGCUCCGCAAGAUCAGGCUUCAGGCCCAAGCCAAGCCUUCUGAGAUUUCUGGCGCCAACCCACUGAAAGUCGUCGUUGCUGGUGGAGGCGUUGGCGGGCUCCUUCUGGCCAAGGCCUUGAGCAAGGAGCCUACCAUCAAAGUCACGGUUUUGGAGCAAGCCAGCGCUUUCCAGCGAUUCGGUGGUCCUAUCCAACUGGCCUCGAAUGCACUGUCCGUCAUCCGCGACGUCGACUCGGAGCUGUUCGAGGAGCUGAUGAAGAGAUUCACUUUCACGGGAUACAGGAAGAAUGGUUUGGUGGAUGCCUUGCGCAGCGAAUGGUAUUGCACCUUCGAUGCGAUGAAGGAUUCCGCUGAGAUGUACGACCUGCCCUACACUGGAGUGGUUGACCGGCCCGACCUUCAAGAGAUCAUGCUGCAGGCCCUGCCUGAAGGUGUUCUUGUGAAUGCUACCAAGGUGGUUGGCUACGAGAAGCUUCCCAAUUAUGAAGGUGUGAACAUCAAGACCGAAGAUGGCACUGAGUACAAGGCCGACGUCUUGAUCGGUGCCGACGGCAUUUGGUCGGCUACUCGUGCUCAGAUGUGGAACGAAGAUCAGAAGGGCCCCAAUUCUGGCUGCACUUACAGCGGCUACAUUGUCUUCGCUGGUGAGACCAUCUACAAGCCGGAUGAUUACUUUGACGUUGGCUACAAGGUGUACAUGGGCCCAAAGCGAUAUUUCGUGACCUCAGACGUCGGGCGUGGUCGCAUCCAGUGGUACGCUUUCGUGGCAGUCGGUGAGGGUGAGGAGGUGCCUUCGGAUAAUCUGGAGAAGCGCGAGUAUGUGAAAGCAGCCUUCCAGGGCUGGUCGUCCCAGAUUGCCGAUCUCCUGGAUGCGACUCCUGUGAACAGUCUGGAAGAUCGAUCUUUGUACGAUCGGCCCCCGAGCGUGCUGAAGUCCUGGGCUGAUGGACCCGUGGCUUUGCUGGGUGACGCCUGCCAUGCCAUGAUGCCAAAUCUCGGCCAGGGUGGAGGUCAGGCCAUGGAGGAUGCUCACUGCAUCUGGCAGAAGCUCAAGGACCUCACUGAUCGCAGCCAGGUGCCAGGCGCCUUGUCAGAUUACUACGGCGCUCGAAUCCUCCGGGCCAGUGCCGUCCAGGGCCUUUCUCGGAUUGCUUCCGACAUCCUCCUUGGCACUUUCACCUUCCCUUGGAAAGCAUCUGAGGGCCUGUCAGCUCCUUACGGCAAAGGCCGGGGUGACUUCACCUACGAAGGUGUCGUCGUCAACUACCUCAGGCACAUCCUGCCAGCGGCUUUCACGGCUCAGUUCACUUUCCUCUACUCCUUCCACCCCUUCAAGUGGACCACUCAGGAGGUCAAGAAGCUCGUGGGAGAAGUGAUGGACCGACACAAGGUGGAUGCAAACACAGCUUGGACGAAACGUCAGGAGGCUGUGGAGAAGGGCGAGGUCGAAAAGUUCGAGGAGGAGUGCAAACAAGAAUCCUUCUUUCAGCAACUUGGAUGA